Molecule: messenger RNA, 1245 nt
Organism: Chanos chanos (milkfish)
Lineage: Eukaryota; Metazoa; Chordata; Actinopteri; Gonorynchiformes; Chanidae
Gene: golt1ba
Product: golgi transport 1Ba
Exons: 5
Coding region: 102-518 (138 amino acids)
Biological process (GO): endoplasmic reticulum to Golgi vesicle-mediated transport; retrograde transport, endosome to Golgi
Cellular component (GO): membrane; endoplasmic reticulum
Source: RefSeq, a predicted model, not a curated record
ACUGACGAUUUGCUGCUGAAGUGGACUGACAGGGAUUUUCUUGCUAGUUUUACGGAUAUUUGUUUUUCGCUCGUCUCACAAGCCGCUCGUCUUCUGCAAAAAUGAUCUCCCUGACUGAUUCACAGAAGAUUGGGAUGGGCCUUACAGGCUUUGGUGUGUUUUUCCUCUUCUUUGGCAUGAUCCUGUUUUUCGACAAAGCACUCCUCGCAAUUGGAAAUAUCUUGUUUGUGGUGGGCCUAGCGUUUGUCAUCGGCCUCGAGCGCACAUUCAGGUUCUUCUUCCAGAAACACAAGAUGAAAGCCACCAGCUUUUUCCUGGGGGGAGUGUUUGUAGUUCUGAUUGGCUGGCCUAUUAUUGGAGUGGUUCUUGAAUUUUAUGGGUUUUUCCUUCUUUUCAGGGGCUUCUUCCCAGUAGUGAUUGGCUUCAUCAGAAGGAUACCAGUGCUGGGGUCUCUACUGAACCUCCCCUUUAUCAGUGGGUUUGUGGACAAAGUCGGAGAAAGCAACAACAUGGUAUAACAGAGAGACUGUUCUUUCUUUCUCCUCACCUCUUAUUUAUGGCGAUAUCCCCUGAAGCAGCUUUAAUCCCCCGUUGGUCAAACAAAGUACUAAAAGGUCAUAUUUUAAUGUGUUCUUUUCAGACAAAUUUCCAGGAAAAUGUCUAUGUUUAUGUUUCAUUUUGCUGACAAGGAGUGGCUAACUGUGUGGUGUUGAGCAGAGGCCACUGCAUUGUCAUAGUGACAGUGCAAGCUACGGGCAGUGGCUGACCAAACCCAACCAGGCUUGAUGUAUUUUACAAGGCUCCUUAUGCCAUUGCCCUGCGCAGUUUUUUUUUGUUUUUUUUUUUAAACUCUGCAGAGGAUCCUCCUUAAAGAAUGGAGUUAAUCAGGCCAGACCUGAAUUGGAGCUGUUUUGGUUAACAGACAGAAGAGGACAACUGUGACCGGCUGACCUGCUAUGAUGAAAGGCUUGGAUUCUGUUACAGCAGUGACUCUGUUACAUUGUUGUACCUGUGGUCCAACUUUGGAGGAAGGAAAGUUGGGACUUGUCUGAAGUGGGGUCUUAUUCCCCCUUUCGUGUGCUCUCUUAGAGCUAUUACUUGAGUGCCAGGUGUAUCUGUUUCAAACAAAUUAAGUCAGUGAUCACUCCUUUGUAUGAUUCGCUGAGAAACGUGUUUUUGUUUUUUGUGAAAGUACAUGUUGCUUUGAUUUUAAUCUUUGUAAAAUCAUCACAAGACUGUGGGAAA